Symbiodinium natans is the source of this 795-nucleotide messenger RNA. The record is from the annotation of a GenBank genome assembly. NCBI's taxonomy places the organism in Eukaryota, Dinophyceae, Suessiales, Symbiodiniaceae.
AUGGUGCAUUGCCUGGGCGGCUUUUCUUGUGGACGCUAUCUACGCAGGUUUUGGACGCGUGGGAAUGACUCUGCAGCUUCCAGGGCGUCGGAUUGGAACGUGCGUGACCGCCAGACAGAGCCGGCAAACAGCGCGACGCACAGGACGACGCAUAGCGCGACGAGCACACCGACUGUUGCACCCUCUGGGUCCCGCAUCGAACUCGAAGUGCUGUAUUUCUCGGGUGCAAUGGUGACCGUCCUUGAUGCACAUCCCAGUUGGUCUGGAGCCGAACUGAAGCGCGUGCUGCGCCCAUUCCUGGAAAAGGGUGUAGCCAUCAUGGCUAUCGUCAGUGGAGGCACGAGGGUCGAGGAGACCCAAACGUUGGCAGAGGCAGGGGUCCAGUCCGGGCCACUCUACGUGAUGCUGCGGAGCUGCACGUAUUUGGUCCAAGAUGCCGGCGUGGAAGUGGUGAAUGGCUAUUACGUCCAGAAGGAAGGUGACCACAGCAGAUCCCCAGUCUAUGCCAACGAGGAUGGCAUCCUUCUCUUCAAGUAUCGGAUGGCCCGGGGAACGGAGUACUGGUACUUUAGCCGCGAGGGUGACCUGAGCCGCUCCGAUGGCGACUUUUACAGGGUGCGGUCCAACCAAUCCCGGCCGCCCGUGGAGGGCUGGACCUGGGAGGCGUGCCCACUUGGCCGUCGCACGAACAUCCCAACAUUAACGUACUUUGGUGGUGCAGAUGAGGACCUGCAGGACUGUUCUUCAUCAACUGCCUCAGGAGAAGCCCACAGCUUUUCAGACACAUCUGAUUGA